AUGGCUCGUUCUAUCCAGCCUUAUAUUAAUUGGGACAACAAGGUGCAGCCGCUGGACCGGUCUGCCCUUCCUGAGCCCCCAGCUCCAGUACUUGACAAGAGUCUUGCAGCUAAAGUACACGGUGCUUCCUGUCACCCUUGGGGGGUGAUUGAUCACCACCUAUAUCUAGCGGCCAUUGAACGAGGCCGAGAUUCCUCAACCAGACUCAAUAGUUGUACACUUCACGAAGGCGAGAGAUUCCAACAGGUUGAUCUCGAUGACCUCCUUGAUACUCACACAGAUAAUCACCUGAUUACAUUCAUUAAUAUGCCUUUAUUACCCUUAUCCACAUUGUGCCCAUUGACCGAACAGAAACUCGUCCUGGGAUUCGAUCUCCAGCGCCAAAAUCUCCAGGGAUAUUUCUUCGAAUCCGCCCCUGAUGACCUUACUGAUCUAUGCUACGUGUGGCACGAACGCCAACUCGUAAUUGACAUCCCCAUCAACCGGUUCCUAGAGAUGUAUCAAUAUGCAGUGGAAAACUCCGAGAUCUGCGGAGACGGAAUGUUUCGAUAUUUCCGAGAAAGCAAGCGUGAACUUCCCACUGGCAUGGACUUGGUCGUGACAAUCCAAUUCGCACAGUUCCUCAAUGACUUCGUCGAACUAUGGGAAUCGGAUGCAGAAUUCCAAACCCACGCAGACUCCGAAGAGCAUCUUCGGACUCUUUUAUUCAAGGCCUCGUAUGAAUCCUGGUUUGCAGUGCGGGAUGGACUAACACGUCAACAGUUCCGAGAAAAGAAACUGAAAAACCAAUUGGCUUGUGAUUUGUUAUUUGACCGGGCUUCCGUGCCAAGCAUCCCUCCGGUCCGAAGCUUGGCGUUGAGUCCGAGGACACCCGUUCUUCAGAUGGUGGUAUCGGAACACUUGAGGAAUAUACAGAGACAGAUGUUUCAGGUAUUCAUUGCGUUGAUUUAUUUGUUUGCUUUGAUUCCCAAGUCAAUCUUCAUGGGUUGA
Messenger RNA from Penicillium odoratum, 990 nucleotides. RefSeq lists its product as uncharacterized. The transcript has a single exon. The record is from RefSeq and is a predicted model, not a curated record. The coding region runs from base 1 to 990 and encodes 329 amino acids. Lineage: Eukaryota; Fungi; Ascomycota; Eurotiomycetes; Eurotiales; Aspergillaceae.